This is a messenger RNA of Ilex paraguariensis (yerba mate), 1284 nucleotides long. NCBI's taxonomy places the organism in Eukaryota, Viridiplantae, Streptophyta, Magnoliopsida, Aquifoliales, Aquifoliaceae. The record is from the annotation of a GenBank genome assembly.
AUGGUUUCUUCCCAGUUACCUGCUUUGGGAAAAACUCGCAUGUGCAAAUCCUUUCAAGGCCGGUUACUUUUCCCUUUAAGCCCUCCAGAUGUUGUCCCAUCAGAUCAAGUUGAGUUGGACUUCUCUGACGUAUUUGGUCCUCUUCCAGCUCAGGCACCAAAUGAAGUUAUACAUGGAUUACCAGAAGGUUUAAUUGCUGUGGCUAAUGCAAGUGAGCUUGUAUAUGAUGAUCCCGCGGUCAUAUAUAACCGAUCACAUUCUUUGGUUGGUCCCUCGGCUUGUGUUAGUCAGUCGCUGAAACUGAGUAAGCUCACCAUACAUGAGUCGGAAGAUUCAAUGGAACUAGUAGAGUGUCUCAGUGACGAGUCAAUUACGCUUUCUGCAAAUAGUUCUGUUGUUCAGGAACCUCUCGUAGGUGUUGAUGAUAUAUCCAAGAAGGUCCAGACAGUAGGUCUUGAGGAUUUUGAGGUCAUGAAGGUUGUUGGGCAGGGAGCAUUUGGAAAAGUAUUUCAGGUGAGGAAGAGGGGCACAUUAGAAAUAUUUGCAAUGAAGGUCAUGCGGAAAGACAAGGUUAUGGAGAAAAAUCAUACCGCAUACAUGAAGGCGGAGAGGGAUAUUUUGACACAGAUAGAACAUCCCUUUAUUGUUCAACUCAGAUACUCAUUCCAAACCAAAUAUAGACUUUACCUGGUCCUGGACUUUGUGAAUGGGGGACACCUCUUUUUUCAGCUUUACCACCAUGGCCUCUUCAGAGAGGAUCUAGCACGAAUAUAUACUGCAGAGAUUGUUUCUGCAGUGUCUCACCUUCAUGCAAACGGCAUAAUGCAUAGGGAUCUUAAACCUGAAAAUAUCCUACUGGAUGCAGAUGGCCACCCUCCUUUCAUUGGUGGUAAUCGGGGAAGAGUUCAGCAAAAGAUAACAAAGGAUAAACUUAAGCUGCCUGCAUUUUUGUCAAGUGAAGCGCAUUCUGUAUUGAAAGGACUGCUGCAAAAGGAUCCAAACAAGCGACUGGGCAGUGGGCCAACAGACAGUGAUGAAAUAAAGCACCAUAAAUGGUUCAAGUCAAUGAACUGGAAGAAAUUGGAGGGCCGGGAAAUUCAUCCCAUUUUUCGUCCUGAAGUUGCUGGAAAACAUUGCAUUGCCAAUUUUGAUAAGCGCUGGACUGACAUGCCACUGUUAGAUUCUCCAGUGUCCAGUCCAAAACAAAAUGGGAACCUCUUCCAGGGUUUUACUUAUGUUAGACCUACGGCCUCCUUUCUUCAGAGAAAUGACCCCUUGAACUAG